Molecule: messenger RNA, 1231 nt
Organism: Lemur catta (Ring-tailed lemur)
Lineage: Eukaryota; Metazoa; Chordata; Mammalia; Primates; Lemuridae
Gene: TIPRL
Product: TOR signaling pathway regulator
Exons: 7
Coding region: 251-1069 (272 amino acids)
Biological process (GO): TOR signaling
Cellular component (GO): cytosol
Source: RefSeq, a predicted model, not a curated record
GACGCAGGUCACGGAUCGUUAGCAACUGGCCCCGGAAGCAAAAACAGAGGGCGGAGAAAAAGGCGGAAGAGCGGGUCUGCGUCCGGGUCGCCGGCAGGGGGCGGGGCCGGGCAUGGUAACGGCUCGGAAGCCGCGGGGGCUGGGCCGGAGGGAGGCGGGGGGAGCCGGUGUCCGCCGCCGCCGUUGUCGCCGCCUCCGCUGACGCUGCUCCAGCCCGUUCCGUGUGGCCGCCGCGGGCCUCGCCUCAGCCAUGAUGAUCCACGGCUUCCAGAGCAGCCACCAGGACUUCUCCUUCGGUCCCUGGAAGCUGACGGCAUCCAAGACCCACAUCAUGAAGUCAGCGGAUGUGGAGAAGUUAGCCGAUGAAUUGCAUAUGCCAUCUCUCCCUGAAAUGAUGUUUGGAGACAAUGUUUUAAGAAUCCAGCAUGGCUCUGGCUUUGGGAUUGAGUUCAAUGCUACAGAUGCGUUAAGAUGUGUAAACAACUAUCAAGGAAUGCUUAAAGUAGCCUGCGCUGAAGAAUGGCAGGAAAGCAGGACGGAGGGUGAACACUCCAAAGAGGUUAUUAAACCAUAUGAUUGGACCUAUACAACAGAUUAUAAGGGAACAUUACUUGGAGAAUCUCUUAAGUUAAAGGUUGUACCUACAACAGAUCAUAUAGACACAGAGAAAUUGAAAGCCAGAGAACAGAUUAAGUUUUUUGAAGAAGUUCUUCUGUUUGAGGAUGAACUUCACGAUCAUGGAGUUUCAAGCCUGAGUGUGAAAGUUAGAGUAAUGCCUUCUAGUUUUUUCCUGCUAUUGCGGUUUUUCUUGAGAGUUGAUGGGGUACUUAUCAGAAUGAAUGACACAAGACUUUACCAUGAGGCUGAUAAGACCUACAUGUUACGAGAAUAUACAUCACGAGAGAGCAAAAUUGCUAACUUAAUGCAUGUUCCACCUUCUCUGUUCACGGAACCUAAUGAAAUAUCCCAGUAUUUACCAAUAAAGCAAGCAGUUUGUGAGAAGCUAAUAUUUCCAGAAAAAAUUAAUCCUAACCCAGAAGGCUCACAAGAAAGUACACCCGCAAAAUAGAAUGUGAUACAACAUAUACUUACUGUGGAACUGACUGGACACCUUGGCUAUUUGUAGGGGGGUAUUUUUUUGAGAAUUAAUUGCCUUGUUUACAAGCAGAUUUUCUGUAGCCUUAAAGGAAAAAACAAUAAUAAAGGUUUGUCACAGGCAGGUUCCACUUAA